This is a messenger RNA of Ananas comosus (pineapple), 549 nucleotides long. RefSeq names its product probable small nuclear ribonucleoprotein F. NCBI's taxonomy places the organism in Eukaryota, Viridiplantae, Streptophyta, Magnoliopsida, Poales, Bromeliaceae. Gene Ontology annotation, cellular component: U1 snRNP; catalytic step 2 spliceosome. The record is from RefSeq and is a predicted model, not a curated record. Bases 124 to 384 code for a protein of 86 amino acids. Gene Ontology annotation, biological process: mRNA splicing, via spliceosome; spliceosomal snRNP assembly. Gene Ontology annotation, molecular function: RNA binding. The transcript is spliced from 5 exons.
UUGGUCCUUGCUCUUAAAAAAGAUAUAAAAAACCCUACGAAACCCCUCGGAGUCGACACUCCCAACCCCACCCCUCGCGAAACCCUCGAACCAUCGAAGCUCCAUUUUCGCCCCCCCUCGCUAAUGGCGGCCGUGCCAGUUAAUCCGAAGCCUUUCUUAAACAAUCUGACCGGCAAGCCUGUGAUUGUGAAGCUCAAGUGGGGCAUGGAAUAUAAAGGUUAUCUCGUUUCGGUGGAUUCGUAUAUGAACCUACAGCUUGCCAAUACAGAGGAGUAUAUUGAUGGCCAGUUCUCAGGAAAUCUCGGGGAGAUACUGAUAAGGUGUAACAACGUUCUAUACCUUCGUGGCGUACCGGAGGACGAAGAAAUAGAAGAUGCCGAAUGAGGCUUCUUAGAUGUGUUAAAGGCGAAACAGCAUCAAUUUCCGUUCUCACUACUGAAAUCUUCUUUAUAUGACUAGUAAUAGCUUGAUCUAGUUCAGCAUACUUUUUACAUAAACUUUGUAUGUUAAGAGUUAGAAUUCAAGAGCUCUAUGUUUUAAGAGAUCCAA